AUGGCGAAAAUUAGGUACCACCAAUACCAAGUCGUCGGCCGACACGUGCCGACCGAUGCGCACCCCGAGCCGGAGGUGUUCCGCAUGAAGUUGUGGGCGCUCGAUGACGUCAAGGCGCGAUCGAAGUUCUGGUACUUCAUGUCUCGCCUCAAGAAGGUGAAGAAGGCGAACGGCCAAAUCAUCGCGUGCAACGAGAUCUUUGAGGCGGACACGACGACCGUGAAGAACUUCGGCAUCUGGAUCCGUUACCAGUCCCGCACGGGUUACCACAACUCGUAUAAGGAGUACCGCGAGACGACGAUGAACGCGGCGGUGGAUGCGCUCUACGAGGAAAUGGCUUCCCGCCACCGUGUGCGUGCUUCGUGCUUGCAAAUCAUUAAGAUUGCGGAGGUUGCCGACAAGGAUGUUCGCCGCGAGAACACGCGCCAGUUCAUUCAAGACGACUUGUCCUUCCCGGUCGUGACCAAGGUGACUCGUCACCCGAGCAAGGCCUCCAAGACGAUCAUCAAGUACAAGCGCCCCAACCACGUCACUCUUUGA
This is a messenger RNA of Ostreococcus lucimarinus CCE9901, 540 nucleotides long. RefSeq names its product Ribosomal protein L18a, component of cytosolic 80S ribosome and 60S large subunit (gene RPL18a). Gene Ontology annotation, cellular component: cytosolic large ribosomal subunit; ribosome. The transcript has 3 exons. Lineage: Eukaryota; Viridiplantae; Chlorophyta; Mamiellophyceae; Mamiellales; Bathycoccaceae. The record is from RefSeq and is a predicted model, not a curated record. Gene Ontology annotation, molecular function: structural constituent of ribosome. Gene Ontology annotation, biological process: translation. Bases 1 to 540 code for a protein of 179 amino acids.